UCACCGUUCAUCGCCCUUUCCAUGCCGCCAUGAUAAUUUUCAAUAAACCACCCGGACCGCUGCUGCUAGCUCUUCAUGACCAAUAAUUACAUCCGCUACUAACUAGCCCUUAGAGCUGCCGCCUUAGGGCCGCCAUGACCUUGACGAGAAGAGAGGGUUCGUCAUCGGCGAGGACCAGUUCCACCGCGAGCUCCAGAUCCAUCGACACCAUCCAUGCGCCCGUCCCGACACAAGCUGUCAACGCCUCUUUGUUCCGCUCACCAUCUCGCAGUCGAACACCCAUUCAGCUCAAGAUAGCCAGGAAGGAAAAGCUCGAAAACGAAUCUCAGAUUUCUCCAACGCAACUCACUGGCCCGCUGUCCGCUGAUAGCACGACUUCGAAUGCAGCCUCGUUCGCAGCGAUCUCACUCCCGAAAGAACACCGAUUGAGCAACGACUUUGGCAACUACCGACGCGAGCUCUCCGUGCUCGACAAACCAGGCGGUCGCAUCCCCAGCGUACAACAUAAUCCGCCCUCGGCCGUCUCGCCACGCCAGUACAGUGCGCCGUGGAUGUCACCGUCGCAGAAUGGCGCGACGAUGCCGACAAGCGCGUUCGGGGCCAGCUUUUAUAAUGACUCGAGCGAUAACCAUUCCAUGAACUCGCAGUUGUCGCCGAGCAUGAGGCCCGGGACGCCAAGGACCUUUGGUGAUCCCGAGGCGGAGGUGGCGCCGGAUGAUGAGAGGAGGCCGUCGCUGGCUAGUGUCGCGACGUCGGGGAGCAAUGGGUCGAGGGGGAGUGUGGUUAGGACGGGGAUACAUAAGAAGUUACAGGGCUUCUUUGGAGAGGAGUAUUCGGGAAGGGAUGGUUCGGAUGCGAGCCUGCCGACACACCAGCAGGCUGGGAAGGAGCAGAGGACGAAUUCAUAUCCUAGGCAUAGGGAACGGAAACCCUCAUCCGCGGCGGAGGCCAGAGAUUCGUCUCCGGUGCCCAGCAGACCUCGAACUCCAGUACCCUCUAGCGACGUGGUGCCAUUCUUGUACCAGGAUUCAGUUGAUAUCUCGAGGUACGGCGAAGCGCCAGUUCGAACCAACCUCUCAGGUGUCGAUAGGGAACGCUACAUUGCAGAGGAACCACCCCAACCGCCACCGAAACCAUCGACUGCGCGAGCACAAGCUUCAGCUAAAGUUCACCGAGUCGUCCACGGCCACCGCCACAACAAGAGCGACGAAGCCAAAGCUGCUCGACCGUCGACUGCCAGGGAUGACAUGGCAUCCUCGGGGAGACCAAAAGAACGCCAGAACACGAGCACUGGUGCCUCGAGGCUGCAACCGCAGCCGCCAAAGCGCGCACCAAGUCCAACACCCAGCUACAUGAGCCAGAAUACGCUAGGCCAGUCUUCGACGGGAUCGACAAUAACAAUGCCGGGACAGACAAAGAAGCCGGGUAUCCUGUCGCGAUUUAGACGACCCAAGGACAAAGGGUCGAGUAUAUUAAAUCAUCCGCCUGGUUCCGUGAGAUCUUUCGGAGGGCAGGGCGGCGAACCACAACCACAAGCACCUUAUGAACCGCCGCCUAUGGACACCUAUGGUCGAGGCGAAGGCAGUCUUGGAUACGCUACAAAUCAAGAGCCUCCUUUGCCAUCGGUAGGGAAUGGUAGCGGUAGCGCCAUGCCGAGUAGUCGCCCAUCUUCAUCACGGCACGGGUCGCGACAAGCGGCGUUUGGGAGGCUGCCUUUUUCCAAGAAAGCGAAGAGAAACCGGAUCCAAGAGGAGCUCCAUGAAGCUGCUGCCCAGAGAGAACGGAAGCGCACAGAGAUGAACUCGAAUGUCUUCAAUUUCGACUCUGACUUGACGAAUAUGGAGGGGAUAUUGCAGAAACCGCCGUCGCACGAGCCGCUGGAAAGCGCAAUGCAAGGCAGGGAGCCGGAGGAGGUGAAGGUGCCGGACUCGGGUGGAGGGCUGCUUGGGUGGAACGCUCCGGAUAGUUGGGCAGUUAAGAAGGUCUCGGAUUUGAACAUGACGGGCCCUGAAGCCGAUGAGACCGCUAUGCCGCGGAAGUUUGAGAAGUCGCAACACCCGUACUGUAUACGGAUUUUUAAAGCGGAUGGGACGUUUGCUACGUUGUCUGUGGACCCGACUGCUACCGUUGCGGAUGUCAUUACUCAGUUUGGGAGGAAGACACAUAUUACGGACAGUCUUGACAACUACCAAAUCAUCAUGAAGAAGCAUGCUUUACAGCGAAUUCUUGGCGCGGCCGAAAGGCCAGCUAUUAUCCAGAAGCAACUUUUGGAGCAAGCGGGAUACGAAGAGAAGGAUGACAUUGAGGAUCUUGGCAGGGAGGACCAAACAUACCUUUGUCGAUUCCUCUUUAUACCGCAGCGCGACAGUGGAUAUGCCGCCAUAUCUCAGGAUCUGGGCUUGAACAAAUCCCAAAAGUUCAGUCAUGUUGACUUAUCGGGACGCAACCUCAUCACCAUCCCCAUCGUGCUCUAUUCCAAAGCGACAGAAAUCAUAUCACUUAAUCUCUCCCGAAACCUUUCGCUUAGACUCCCCAAGGACUUCAUACAGUCGUGUAUUAACCUGCGCGACAUAAAGUAUGUCAACAACGAGGCACACAAACUGCCACAAAGUCUUGGGAGAGCCAGCCGACUCACAAUUUUGGACGUUUCCAACAACAGGUUGGAACAGUUGGAGCACGCGGAGCUGGACUGUCUGGGAGGGUUGAUAAGUUUGAAGCUCGCAAACAACCGGCUGACACACCUCCCGCCGUACUUUGCCAUUUUCAAACAGCUCCGGACACUGAAUGUGUCGUCAAACUUUCUGGAAUCGUUUCCUGAGUUCUUGUGCGACCUCCCUGGGCUCGUGGAUCUGGACAUGAGCUUCAAUGCGGUUGACAAGCUGCCCAACGCGAUUGGGAGGCUCACUAACUUGGAACGUUUCGUUAUUACAAACAAUCGUCUGUCCGGUUCACUGCCAGACACGUUUUCUCAGCUAUGCGGCCUCAAGGAGGUUGAUGUUCGGUACAAUGCUCUAUCGAGUAUUGAUGUUAUAGCUGCCCUCCCAAUGGUUGAGCAGAUUUCUGCCGAUCACAACUCCGUCUCUGUGUUCGAAGGGAGCUUCGAUAAGAUUCGAAUCCUCCGCCUGAACUCAAAUCCCGUCACAAGAUUUGAGAUAAAAAACCGCGUCCCGGCGCUGACAACGCUUUUUCUAUCAAACGCCAAACUGGCACACAUCGCAGAUGGGUCGUUUGAGAGGAUGCCAAACUUGGUUAAGCUGGUGCUUGACAAGAACCAUUUCGUGUCUCUGCCGAGGCAUAUUGGGAAGCUCCGAAACCUAGAGCAUUUCAGUAUCGCGAGAAACGCACUGAACAGUCUUCCCCCAGAGAUUGGCUGCCUAACCGAACUCCGAAUCUUGGACGUCUCCCAGAACAACCUCAAGAAGCUCCCCCAAGAGAUCUGGUGGGCCAGCAAGCUGGAAACCCUCAACAUCUCCGCCAACGUGCUCGCGCACUUCCCCAAACCCAGCUCUCGCCCGCCGCAAGUCCCAACGGACGCUCCUUCAACAUCUGACCGACAGGGAUCGUUUUCCCAGAGCAGCAUGCAGACCAGCUCGGGGAAUGCGAGUCGUGAGGAGCUAGGGCCGCUUGAGGGGUUUGGACAGCGCAGACCGAGUCAGACUUUGGGGGGGCUGCUGGCGGUGGGGAGCUCGCCUGCUCAGGGCCCCGGGGGGGGGGUAGGAGUGACUCUAUUAUAUCUAUUUAUGGGAAGGGUGGGCGCCAGGCGGCGGUGGUGUCGAGGGCUGGGUCUUUGA
Pseudogymnoascus destructans is the source of this 3791-nucleotide messenger RNA. Its product is annotated as cysteinyl-tRNA synthetase. NCBI's taxonomy places the organism in Eukaryota, Fungi, Ascomycota, Leotiomycetes, Thelebolales, Thelebolaceae. The transcript is spliced from 3 exons. Gene Ontology annotation, biological process: signal transduction; cAMP biosynthetic process. Gene Ontology annotation, molecular function: magnesium ion binding; adenylate cyclase activity; protein binding. Bases 135 to 3791 code for a protein of 1218 amino acids. The record is from RefSeq and is a predicted model, not a curated record.